AUGUCUGAGAAUCUGGUGCCAGCCCCAGAACAGAACAGUCAUGAAAUCAAGGCUACUAAUCUUAGACAGUCAGAGAAGAAGUGCUCAUGGGCCUCCUACAUGACAAAUUCCCCAACCCUUAUUGUAAUGAUCGGCCUGCCAGCCCGGGGCAAGACCUACGUAUCCAAGAAACUCACUCGAUACCUCAACUGGAUUGGGGUACCCACCAAAGUGUUUAAUCUCGGAGUAUAUCGACGUGAAGCGGUCAAAUCGUAUAAAUCCUAUGACUUCUUCCGGCAUGAUAAUGAAGAGGCCAUGAAGAUCCGAAAACAGUGUGCCCUGGUGGCCCUGGAGGAUGUUAAGGCCUAUUUGACUGAUGACUGUGGUCAGAUUGCGGUAUUCGAUGCUACCAACACCACCCGGGAGAGGAGGGACAUGAUCUUGAACUUUGCCAAGGAGAAUGCCUUCAAGGUAUUCUUUGUGGAAUCCGUCUGCGAUGAUCCUGAUGUGAUUGCAGCCAACAUUCUGGAAGUGAAGGUAUCGAGCCCUGACUACCCAGAGAGGAACAGGGAGAAUGUGAUGGAGGACUUCUUGAAGAGAAUCGAGUGUUACAAAGUCACCUAUCGGCCUCUCGACCCUGACAACUAUGACAAGGAUCUGUCCUUCAUCAAGGUGAUCAACGUGGGGCAGAGGUUCCUGGUGAACCGGGUACAGGACUACAUCCAGAGUAAGAUAGUAUACUACCUCAUGAACAUCCAUGUCCAGCCCCGAACCAUCUAUCUCUGUCGACAUGGAGAGAGCGAAUUCAACCUCUUAGGCAAAAUUGGGGGUGACUCUGGUCUCUCUCUCCGAGGAAAGCAGUUUUCUCAAGCACUAAGGAAGUUCCUGGAGGAACAGGAGAUUGUGGACCUCAAAGUGUGGACCAGUCAGCUAAAGAGAACCAUCCAGACUGCAGAGUCCCUUGGAGUGACUUAUGAGCAGUGGAAGAUACUGAAUGAGAUUGAUGCUGGUGUGUGUGAAGAAAUGACCUAUGAGGAGAUUGAGAAGCAAUACCCAGAAGAGUUUGCCCUCCGGGACCAAGAGAAGUAUUUGUAUCGUUACCCAGGAGGGGAGUCAUACCAGGACCUGGUGCAGCGGCUGGAGCCAGUCAUCAUGGAGUUAGAACGCCAGGGCAAUGUUCUCGUCAUCGCCCACCAGGCUGUCAUGCGCUGCCUUCUGGCCUACUUCUUGGACAAGAAUGCAGAUGAGCUCCCAUACUUGAGGUGCCCACUCCACACCAUCUUCAAACUCACACCUGUGGCCUAUGGGUGCAAAGUGGAAACAGUAAAGCUCAAUGUGGAAGCUGUGAACACUCACCGAGAUAAGCCAACUAACAACCUCCCCAAGAAUCAAACCCCUGUAAGGAUGAGAAGGAACAGCUUUACGCCUCUGUCCAGUUCGGAUACAAUAAAGCGCCCGAGAAAUUACAGUGUUGGGAGCCGGCCCCUCAAGCCCCUCAGCCCUCUCCGUGCCCUGGAUGCUCAAGAAGGGGCUGACCAGCCGAAGACCCAAGUCAGCGUUCCAGUGGUGUAACUGUGUGUGUUCUUCCCCAGACCCAGCCUCUUUUCCCCUUUCACUAAUCACCUAGGACUUAACUUUUA
This is a messenger RNA of Gracilinanus agilis (Agile Gracile Mouse Opossum), 1619 nucleotides long. RefSeq names its product 6-phosphofructo-2-kinase/fructose-2,6-biphosphatase 2 (gene PFKFB2). Gene Ontology annotation, molecular function: ATP binding; fructose-2,6-bisphosphate 2-phosphatase activity; 6-phosphofructo-2-kinase activity. The transcript has 14 exons. The coding region runs from base 1 to 1551 and encodes 516 amino acids. Gene Ontology annotation, biological process: fructose metabolic process; fructose 2,6-bisphosphate metabolic process. Gene Ontology annotation, cellular component: cytosol. The record is from RefSeq and is a predicted model, not a curated record. NCBI's taxonomy places the organism in Eukaryota, Metazoa, Chordata, Mammalia, Didelphimorphia, Didelphidae.